UAUUAUAAGGUCAAAAUCUGAAGGGGUACGAACGAAGGCAGUCUUAGAACAUCGCUUUUCAUUAAUAACAAAAAAAAAAACGUCCGAGAUCCAAAACAAAAUGCUUUUAACAGAAAAAUAGAUUCCAAAAAAUAAAGUGACGCACUGCAGAAGCCAAAAUAAAACGUACAAAAUUUAUUUUUAUAUAUUAUCCUCUGAGUGAAUCGCAAGAAAUUCAGAAAUGGAUCGUGAGAAAGCGAAGAGCACAAUUGUGCCUCCAAAGCAAUCAGCCAAGGUUCAAAUUAGGAACCCGUCGCUGAAUCUGGAGAACCAAUUGGUUGGCGGCAAGUACCGGGUUAUAAAACCCAUUGGAUCCGGCUCCUUUGGCGACAUCUAUCUAGGCUUGUCCAUCAAAGACGGCGUCGAGGUGGCCAUCAAGGUGGAGGCCACCGAUGCACAGUAUCCGCAGCUGAUAUACGAGGCCAAGCUGUACAAGCAUCUGCGUCAACGUCCGGGAUUCCCAAAGCUGCUGCACUUUGGGAGCGAGAAGCGCUACAAUGCAAUGGUGAUGGAGCUCCUGGGGCCAUCGCUGGAGGAGCUCUUCAAUCUAUGCAAACGCCGCUUUUCCAUGAAGACCGUGAUGAUGCUGAUCGAUCAGCUUCUGGUGCGCCUCGAAGACGUGCACGAGGCUGGGUUCAUACACCGAGAUGUGAAGCCCGAUAACUUCCUCAUGGGACUCGGUGAGAACUCCACCCAAUUGUAUCUGAUUGACUUUGGACUGUCCAAGCGAUACAAGGACAGUGAGACGCAUCUGCAUAUCCCCUAUCGCAAGGAUCGCAAUCUCACGGGCACCGUGCGUUAUGCCUCAAUGAAUGCCCAGAUGGGCGUGGAGCAGUCUCGCCGUGAUGACAUGGAGUCCUUGGGGUACUGCAUUAUGUACUUCAAUCUGGGAAAAUUACCCUGGCAGGGCAUAACGGCAGCCAAUAAGAAACAGAAAUACGAGAAGAUAUUGGAGAAGAAGCAUAGCAUCUCGAUUGAGACUCUGUGCCGAGGAUUACCCACCGAGUUUGCGCUAUACAUGAAGUAUGUUCGUAAUCUACGCUUCAAGGAGCCACCGGAUCACAAGUAUCUCCGUCAGCUAUUCCGUGUCCUUUACCGUUCCCUGAACUAUCAGUUUGACUUCAUAUUCGACUGGACGCUCCUGCAGGAGCAGCAAAAGGAUCGACUGCGUCGUGAGCGCGAGCGGGAAGCAGAGAAGAAUCGUGGACGCGCUCGUGUCCAUGUGCGUGAAAGUCAGACUGACCGUCAGACGGAAGCGGAACGAGCUCGCAGGACCUCCACACAGCAGGCGCAGGAGCAUACAUAUCGCAACCAGUCCGCCAGAUAUGAGCACGAUCGGAUGAUCGGCGAUGGAUCCCUUACCCGGCGAUACAUGUAGUGUGGAACAGUAUCAAAAUUAAUUCCAAUUUAAAGUUCAGUGGUUCCACGUUGGAACCACACUUUAGUGUUAACCAAAUUGGUUAAUCCUGUCUUUUGGAUUCCAACUGGUGAUGGAGUAUUUCAAGUCUACACCGGCCGUUCCGAUAUUUUAUGGAUAAAUACAAUUAUUUAGAUACUGCAUUAAAGUUUAUUUUAUAAUGUU
This is a messenger RNA of Drosophila serrata, 1621 nucleotides long. RefSeq names its product casein kinase I. Gene Ontology annotation, molecular function: protein kinase activity; ATP binding. The record is from RefSeq and is a predicted model, not a curated record. NCBI's taxonomy places the organism in Eukaryota, Metazoa, Arthropoda, Insecta, Diptera, Drosophilidae. Gene Ontology annotation, biological process: protein phosphorylation.